AUGGAUGCGCAACUUGCAAAUCAAAGAGGUCGGGCAGGGUCUUCUACGCCUCAUCAAUCGGCGGUAGACCUAUUCUGCUCCGGAAUAUUUGAUGAAGCUCCAAGCUCCUAUGGAGCUAGUCAGAUUGACACGGUGGACGAUGUCAGUCUUACAUCGCCACUCUCAUUUGAUGAUCUUUCUCGGGAGAUGGAUCUUCAGUCCCGACAAACGCCACGGAAAGCGAUAUUUUCCAAGAGCCAGACGCCCAAAAAUGAUUCUCUAUGGCCAUCAUCCUAUACCACAAUCUCGGACUUGCAAUUUGAUGGCUCUUCGAGCUUGGGGUCCCCGAACCCAAUAUCGCAGUCUUGCCAAACGCCACUCGCACAAUCACUCCAAGAUCAUUCGUCUAUACUGGUGGAGUACUAUUUCAAGGAGGUCUGUGGAAUGAUGUCCUGCUACGACGGUCAAUUAAAUCCAUACAGAACCACAAUAUCCGACGCCUGGUCUGGUUCUCCGUCCCUCUACUAUAUCACCCAGAGCAUGGCAGCUGCAUGUUUAUCUGAAGUUUUGCCCAAGUUCUCUUCUAUUGGCCUGCAGCUUCAAAAACAAGCAUCUAUAUUCUUGUCUGAAGAAAUUCAAGAAGAUCAGAUACAAACGUCGUCCUUGUUGGCCUUGGUUAUGCUCGGGAUGAGUCGCUCCUGGCACAACCCUGGCGAAGUGGGCCAGUCAGAGUUCGAAAUACUUGCCACGACUCUUCUUUCUUCCAAGGCUUGCCAAACCAACACAAGUCCAUCUGAUGAACAAAAGAUGUCUUUUUUUCAAAACUCCCUUGUCUACUGGCAGUUACUACUUGCCUUUGUUUCUGACAGGGAGCCGAAUAUCCAGGGAAUCAGGCAAAAGUGGGCACAGCCAGCCCAACCAGACGGGCACAGGUUGGAUGAACCACUUAUGCCCCAUCCCCAAACUGGCGUUGGAAUUGAAAUCCAGAUGCUCGUUUCUAAAGUUGGAUGUCUCGUACGAAAGGAACGAAAGCGUAUUCGCUCUCGUCGGUUCGCCUCAAGAAACGACAUCGACCAAGCCCACAAGGCCAUUCUUGAGGCAGAACAGUUACAAUCUCUGCUCUGUGCAAUUCAGCUCCCGCAUAAGGAUACGAUCGCGGACUCCGGGGAUGAAAUGACACCACCAGAUCACUUACUCAAAAUCGCCGAAGCAUAUAGAUGUACGGGCUUACUGCAACUUUACCGAAAUUUCCCCGAUCUUCUGUUGCCAUAUGCAUCACUUAAUGACCCAACGCACGAAUUCAUCACGUUCAGCCCGGAACGCGAGGCAUCCUCUACCCCGGAUACUGGAUUUCCAGAAAAUGCAUGGCUGAUUUACCUGGCCUUGCAUAUUCUCGACUUGGUACAGGACAUUCCUGUGUCAUCGACAAGUCGAUCAAUUCAACCAUUUCUACUUGUGAGUAUUUGCAGUGAGUUGGCUCUGGACCGUGCAGGCUGCUCAGCUGCCAGUGCACAGCAACUCCCUCUGGCAAGUCUCGCGUCUAGCCCAAGGUUGAGGGCUCCGGUCACCCAAAUCGAUAUUUUGCGAGCGAGGAAGUCCAUGAUCUCUCGCCUUUCAUGUUUUGAAAACAUGCUAGCUGCGAAGCCUAUACGGCAAAUGCUGCUCCUUGUAAAGGAGACGUGGGCUUGUAUGGAAACGGACCAAUCGGAUGUCUACUGGAUGGAUGUCAUGGUUGAAAAGGGAUACACCACUCUUAUGGGGUAA
This is a messenger RNA of Penicillium cosmopolitanum, 1743 nucleotides long. RefSeq lists its product as uncharacterized. The coding region runs from base 1 to 1743 and encodes 580 amino acids. NCBI's taxonomy places the organism in Eukaryota, Fungi, Ascomycota, Eurotiomycetes, Eurotiales, Aspergillaceae. Gene Ontology annotation, cellular component: nucleus. Gene Ontology annotation, biological process: positive regulation of transcription by RNA polymerase II. The record is from RefSeq and is a predicted model, not a curated record. Gene Ontology annotation, molecular function: transcription cis-regulatory region binding; DNA-binding transcription factor activity. The transcript has 2 exons.